UUUUGAAUUUAACAAGCAAUAAUAAGUUUACUUAUUUGAUGUUAUAUUUAUUCAUGUUAGUUCUUACAUUAUUCUAGUUCAAUUUCAUUUCUAAUAUUUAUUGACAAAUCGAAUAUCGUGUUUGUUUUUGGAUUUAAUUAAAAUAUACCAUAAAUGGAAUGUUUAAAUAAACCAAAAUCAGCUAAAUCGAAAAGGAAACCAUCAGUGCGGGCCAAAUUGCUCGCUGAAAUAAAAAAAAAGAAAGAAUGUGAAAAAAUAGCUUUGAAUAUCGUAAUAGAAUUAAUCGAUGGUGAACUGGAAGAAAUAGAUAUGUUAAAUAAAUUGGGUUUUAUAAAUGCGUCUCAUUACGAAGAUGUUGUAGAAGAACGUUUCAUUAUAAAAAAAUGUGGAUACAUCGCGUGUAGUGAACAUUUAACUUCCAUACCCAAACAUCAAUACCAUAUAUCACUAACUCAUAAUAAAGUUUUUGAUAUAACAGAGCGUAAGAAAUUUUGUAGUAAUGAGUGUUACAAAUGUUCAAAGUAUCUUCACAAUCAACUUUUGACCAGCCCUCUGUGGGUGCGCGAAUCCGAAACAAUACCUCAGUUUAAACUAUUAAGUCAACCGAACUCCAAUAAAAGCCAAGAAAUCAACCAUCAGAAGAAAGCUGAGCAAAUAACAAUGUCUCAAGACGAUACACAGAAUGAAAAAGGAAACAGUUCAAAUGAUGAUUUGGUCGAACAAAUAAAAAAUAUUAAAAUACAAGUUAACUAAUAAAAAAAAAAAUGUAUUCGACUGUAAAUAUGUAUUAUCCAACAUUGUGGGGAAAAAUUACAAAAUUAAUAAUCGUUUACACGACCCCACUUUGAGCGCUCUUUUUUUAUUUCGAGUUUUAACCAUGACGGAGUGUACUUCUUGAAUGGGACAGCAUUUGGAUAUUUAAGAGACGUUUCUGGUUUCUGGAAAGGAUGUCUGUUCUUCAGUUUUUUCAAUAGAAAUUCUUUUGCAAUUUGUUUUUCAUCCCUGUACUUGUCCAUGUAC
Molecule: messenger RNA, 1020 nt
Organism: Adelges cooleyi (spruce gall adelgid)
Lineage: Eukaryota; Metazoa; Arthropoda; Insecta; Hemiptera; Adelgidae
Product: putative RNA polymerase II subunit B1 CTD phosphatase RPAP2 homolog
Exons: 5
Coding region: 154-753 (199 amino acids)
Cellular component (GO): cytoplasm; nucleus
Molecular function (GO): RNA polymerase II CTD heptapeptide repeat phosphatase activity; RNA polymerase core enzyme binding
Source: RefSeq, a predicted model, not a curated record